AGUUGGCUGAGUUUGCUUGUUGUACACUCAUAUAUGGAUGAGUCAUGUUCUUGACGACAUGGUUGUUGCCCGUUUUAGUUUCAUAAUUUGACUUGAGCCAGUCAAAUUAUUUUUACAUUUUGGCUUAGUCAUUUUAAAUAUCAAUAUCGUAUAAAUCAUCAUGUCGUCCCGUAAGACAGCCGGCCGCCGUGGGACCAACAAAAAGCGUGCUCAGCGUGCCACUUCCAAUGUAUUUGCUAUGUUUGAUCAAGCACAGAUUGCAGAGUUCAAAGAGGCAUUUAAUAUGAUUGACCAAAACCGAGAUGGCUUUGUAGAUAAGGAUGACCUCCAUGACAUGCUUGCUUCUCUGGGAAAGAACCCCACUGAGGAUUAUUUAGAGGGUAUGAUGAAUGAGGCACCUGGUCCAAUCAACUUUACUAUGUUUUUGACUUUAUUUGGUGAGCGACUCCAAGGCACAGACCCUGAAGACGUAAUUAAGAAUGCUUUUGGGUGUUUUGAUGAAGAGAAUAUGGGUGUAAUUGCAGAAGAACGUCUCCGUGAACUGCUCACUACCAUGGGUGACCGUUUCACUGAUGAUGACGUAGAUGAAAUGCUACGUGAAGCACCAAUACGAGAUGGUCUGUUUGACUACGUAGAGUUCACUCGAAUUCUGAAACAUGGAGCUAAGGAUAAGGAUGAGCAAUAAGUGAAUAUUUUGUUAAAUGUCUAUAGAAGCAGGUUGCAUUUUAAAAUUUUACAUAUUUGGAAAACAAUCAUGAAUAUAAUUUACAUACUUCAACUGUUCUUACCCAUACACUAUAAUAAAUAAUAUUUUUUUAAAUAUACCAUUUGUUUAUAAUAGUUACAGUCGAAUGCUAGAUCUUUAUAAAUUAAAUUCAUAUGUAACCUGCUCAAGACAAUACAAUAUACUUAGACUUGAGGUUUACAUCUAUAUAUUUGCCAAUCAAAAUGAUUUUUAUAACAUUGCAUUAGGGUUGAGACCAAUUUUAUGGAUUUCAUAAUUAUCUUUUUGGAGGUGCUAAUAUAAGAAUAUAGUUUAUAUAAUUGUUGCAUUUCAAUGGCAUCAUGCAUUUGACGAAAUACAAUUCCUGGUUUAAUUACAUUUCUUGAAAUUUUUCCUUAGUCAAGCUAAUGUCAUAAUUGGUAAUAAAGUAUUAUUAAUCAUUCCGGAAAUUGAUAGGUUGUUUUUAAAUCGAGUUUUAGAAAAUGAAGUAUUACAUUUGUAGACCACAAGAUAUGUUGUUUAAUAAAUUAUGAAAUUCUGCCAUAUUCAUUUGUUUUCAGUAAAGAUACAUCAGAUUCAGUUAUAUUUCAUCUAUCUGAUUACUUCUAUGUUAAUGUUUUACUGAAAAUUAAUGAACAGUUUGUAUAAUUUGUAUAAGUAAUUAGUAUUGUGCCUGGUUUUUGUGUAUUAAUUAGUUGCAUAAUCGAUAUAUGUAUUUAUUACAAAAUUUUACUU
This is a messenger RNA of Diatraea saccharalis (sugarcane borer), 1459 nucleotides long. NCBI's taxonomy places the organism in Eukaryota, Metazoa, Arthropoda, Insecta, Lepidoptera, Crambidae. The record is from the annotation of a GenBank genome assembly.